AUGGCUGCGCCAUCCAAGUUUGCGGCGCUCUGCUCUCUCUUAUCCCUUACAACUAUCACUCAUGGCCAGAAUACUGGAGGGACCAUCAACGCAUUCUUGUCAGAGAAGUUUAAGGAUCCGGCCGAGGUGUUAGCGAUCCCCCUGAAAAGGGUCGAUAGGUCAGAACUACCAGGGGCAUCGACAAGUAUCCAGAGAAGAUACUUCAAGACUGAUGUAGUUGACUUCUUCGGAUCGGCUUAUUUGGCAAAGAUCACGGUCGGCACGGGAGCAUCGAAUCAGGAAGUCCAAGUCCUCCUUGACACCGGCUCCUUUGAGCUAUGGGUGAACCCAAACUGCACAGCUUCCAAUCUUCCAAGCUACUGCCAGCAAUUCGGCAGCUAUGAUCCGAAAAAGUCUUCGACUGCCCAAAACUUGACGACACCAUGGAGCAUUACAUAUGGUUCUGGUAGCGCUCAGGGCAUCUACUUCACCGACGAUAUCUUCAUCUCUGGUGCGCAAAUCAAGCAGCAGCAGUUUGGCCUUGCUAGAAACUCACAGUCUGUCUGGUUCGGCAUCAUGGGCCUUGGCUACGGCAAAAUGGCACAGGGGAAACCGGGUUUUCUCCCAUACAACACUGUUGUCGACACCCUCGUGGCGCAGAACUACACAAACAGCAAGGCGUUUAGUCUCGACCUUGGCUUGCAGGCAGAGCCAGAGAUGUCCAUCUCAGGCCAGAUAGUCUUUGGCGGCGUCGACACAAACAGGUAUUCUGGAACGCUGGCAAAGGUACCUAUCGACAACGAGGAUGCGCACUACAAGGUGACGCUUUCUGCAGUUGCCCACCGCUCACCAAGCUCUCAAUCUGCGAAUAUUGUAUCUGCCGGCCCAAUCGAUGUCAUCGUCGACAGUGGCACGACUUUCUCCCUUUUACCACAGGCUCUCGUGAACGCUUUAGCGGCGCAGUUCCCUGGUGCAACGUCUGAUGGCGGCGGUGGCUACAAGGUCCCAUGUUCUUACCUCACACUCCCCGGAGCUGUCGACUUCUCUUUCGGCCGUGUCAAGAUCUCGGUCCCGUACUCAGAGUUCAUCUGGAACAACGGCAACAACUGCUUCCUGGGUGCCUGGUAUAACCAGAACAUCAAUGUUUACAUCCUUGGCGAUACCUUCUUACGCGGUGCUUACACCAUUUUCGACCAGGACAACUCAGCUCUCUACAUGGCCAAUUACACGACCUGUGGGACUGGAAGCAAUCUCGUGGCUAUCCCUGCCGGUAUGGACGCUGCUGCCAGUCUUCAGGGAAGCUGCCAGAUUCCACAGACGUCCACCGUUUCGAGCUCCAGCCUUACCACGGGCACGCCGCCAACAACGGUGACGAGUGCUGGUUCGACCUUUACCGGUCCAACAUUCACCGGAGACCCGAACCCUCUUGGCCCCGCCAAUGCUACCACAUCGGAGAUGGACAAGCCCACAAGCACAGGCAGCGACGUCGUGCCAACACCUACUUUGGAUACAACAAGCGGUACUGUCUCAGUCACAAGCAGCUCUGAGCUCCCUCGCGUGACUUCCAUUGCCGACGGGCCCAUAUUCCUAGGCGUCCUGCUGGACGGCGGUGCAGCUAAGAACAACACGAAGCGUGACUUUCCACCAUCAAGGUCACGAUCUAGCAAGCGUCAGACAACGGGUGGUUUUAUCGGCGGCGCAGGCCCCACGAACCCGGAAUCAUGCAGCGAUGCAACCAGCUUCAACCUCACCGACGGCCAGCUUGUCAGUGGUGGGCAAGCCGUCCGUACCGACCCCGCCGUGGCCUUCAUGCCGCUGCAGGUUCAGCCCUCAGGUUCCAUCUCAACCACUUUUGCCGUCGUCGAUGGCGUUCUGCACUGGUUCAACGACGCCUUCUACCAGGGCGAGGCCGGCUUCUGCCAGACUGCCGACGGGGAGAUACAGCUGACAUUCGUGUCCGAGGCCGGCUGGCCCGCGGGCUGCACGGCCGUGAGCCUCGCCGUGUACGAGGACCGGCAGUGCCAGGACGGCACUCUCGUGCUGGCGCCCACCACCGCGUCUGCUGCUACAUCUACUGCUACACCUACCGGUGCCCCUGACGGGUUUACGACCGUCCCUGUUACCCGGACCAACACUAUCACGAGCACGAUCACCAAUGUUGUCGUCUACACCGUGACCGCCUGCCCGCCCGAGGUGGCCAACUGUCCGAUCGGCCAGCUCGCGACGACCACGAGCGUCUACGUGACCACGAUCUGCCCUGAGGACGCGCUGCCGACGACACCUGGGCCUUCGCCUUCGCCGCCGCCGCCGCCCCAGCCCACCUCCGGACCCGCCGUCCCGCCCAACGCCGCGCCCGCGGACGGCGGCGCCGCCGUGGCCGUGGUCUCGGUCGUCACCGUCACCGAGGAGUGCGAGACGGCGACCUUCGCGGUGACGACCUGCGCCCCGGGCGCGGCCGGGUGCACCGUCGGCGCCCUGACGACGCAGACCACGACGCGCUACCGCACCAUCACGCAGACGACGCCGCAGGAGACGGGGGCCGGGGGCGUGCCGCCCGUCGCGCAGAAUGCCCCCGGGUCCGGGCCCGGGGUCCAGAUGGGCGCCGGGUACAACAACAGCGCGGACGCCACGGCGACGCCCAGGCCCGUGUAUGCGUAUGCGGGCGCCCCGGCGGUCGAGGCCAGGGCCUGGGGGUUGGUGCUUGGGGCGCUGCUUGGGGCGCUGGUAUUGACGUUAUGA
This is a messenger RNA of Neoarthrinium moseri, 2718 nucleotides long. RefSeq lists its product as uncharacterized. Gene Ontology annotation, molecular function: aspartic-type endopeptidase activity. The record is from RefSeq and is a predicted model, not a curated record. Gene Ontology annotation, biological process: proteolysis. Lineage: Eukaryota; Fungi; Ascomycota; Sordariomycetes; Amphisphaeriales; Apiosporaceae. The transcript has 3 exons. The coding region runs from base 1 to 2718 and encodes 905 amino acids.